CAUUAGAAGAGCAAAAUUAGAUGGACCUACCUUUCCACAGUUUACUUCUGGCUGCAAGCGUCAAUCAAUUUUUAGCGCCGUUUGUUGCAAUUCAUUAAAAAAUAAGUAAAAAGUGGAAUUCCUUGCGGGUAAUCUAGUGCGUGCGUGAGUUGUGGAAGGUGAAACAGUGGUUUAGGGCAAGGAAUUAUCGAACAGCAUACAGGGACAAUGGGUGAACAACUACCGACGGUUUCCUUAGAUGCGCUGCAAACUGCCGGCAAUACGCUGGAACGCCAUGGUUCGAUUGAUGUGGAUGUGCCGGGUUUACUGGAGUUGACGGGAGUAACGCAAGCCGGCACUCCGACCGCAAGCGGGUUAAGUGAGUUCGAUUAUCAGCAACUCAGCAAUCUAUCGAUGGGCUUCAAAGACCUGAAUCAGCUCUGCACGGUCAAUAAGGUUCCCAUACCAUCGGAAAUUAUGGAACAUUUUAACCAUAUAAAAUGUCACUGUAUGAUGGGGUUAUUUCCCGAAAUCGGGCGCGCUUGGCUCACAAUCGAUACGGAUUUAUAUAUAUGGACGUAUGAAAAUGCACGAGAUGUGGCUUACUUCGAUGGGCUAUCGCAAGUUAUCAUAAGCGUUGGAUUGGUAACGCCUAAACCCGGGUUGUUCGUCGCUGACGUGAAGUAUCUGCUAAUCCUUACAACGCCGAUAGAAAUCGUCGUCCUCGGUGUGACAUUUGGUGAUACCAGCAAUGGGACGCCGAACCGUAGCCUGUCGGCGCAGAGCAACGAGGAAAUGCAGCUAAUGCACACGCCCAUUUUUGUGCUAAACACGGACAACGUUGCCAUAAUGUGUGUGCAGGGAACGGAUGAUGGGAGAAUUUUUCUAGGCGGCCGUGACGGAUGUCUGUACGAAGUCAGCUAUCAGGCGGAAUCGAACUGGUUUGGCAAACGGUGCCGUAAGAUCAACCAUUCGCAGGGUCUGAUGUCCCAUCUGGUGCCUGGGAUAUUUAAAAUAUUUACCGAAACCGACUCGGUAGAGAAGAUAACCGUGGAUAACUCGCGCAACUUGCUGUACGUGCUCAUGUCCAAGGGGUCUAUAGAAGCCUGGGACCUGGGAAAGGAUGCGGGAAGCACCAGGCGUAUUGCAAGACUUUCCUACAAGGAAAUCAUCUCGAGCGCGUCGAUGAUUUUACGCACAAUCGAUCCGGCCGUGUUUCAUCCAAUUACCGCAAUCUGCCCAUUAACGUCGGAAGAUUCGACCAGUUUGCAUCUCGUAGCAAUCGCGGAAAGUGGUGUACGAUUCUACUUUUCCAUGGUACCACUACACUUGCAUGGAUUUUACAUUCAGCAGCAACAAUUGUUACUACAGCAGCAGCAACAGCAGUCACUGUUUCAGCAGCAACAGCAACAACAACAGUUUCAAUUACAACAGCAGCAGCAGCAACAACAACAACAGCAGCAACAACAACAACAUCAGCAACAGCAACAACAUCAACAGCAUCAACAACACCAACAACAACAACAUCCACAGCACCAACAACAACAUCCACAGCAUCAACAACAACAGCAGCAGCAGCCAUCACAGCAGACGAUGCAACAGCAAAAUCUUGCCAAUCAAGAGAUUCAACAAAACGCCAAUACCAAUCAUACCGAGCCACCACAAAAUAAACCACAGGGACUGUAUUUACUGCACGUACGCGUACCACCCGGUAUCACGGGCAGCUUACUCUUGACGAAACCAAAGCUGGUUCACUCGGCCCACUACAUCCAGGGAUCGCUGCUAAUGAUAUCGAGACAGCAGCAGGAUCAAGAUUUGCUCACCUGUCUCAGCUCGGAACAGUUUCAGUCGCAGCACAAUCUUGUCGAGUCCACCACCUACAUGCCACUGGACGGGCAGGUGUGGGCCAUCGCGGAUGUGAUGCGUAAGGAUCGCGUCUCGAUCACCACACCACUGCGCAAGGCUCAGAAUCCACGCAAGGUAGCGCUGCUAACGAACCAGGGUGUGCACAUCGUGUCAAUAUUGCAGUCGGUUGACAUUCUGCAACAGCUGCUCGUCGGUUGCCACGGUCCGCACAAUGAGGCGGUCAAGAUGUACUUUAGCAAACAGACGGAACCGGAAGCUUGUGCUACGGCCCUUUUGCUAGCUUGCCGUGAAACGCUCCGUGGUACGGAAGUCGGUGAUUGGGCAACGCAGGCGUUCAUACUGUAUGGUGGCGAACCGUACUAUGAUACACCGAUCCUAAAUGAUAACAGACAGCUAGGCUUUAAUUCGCCCCUUUCCGGUGGUGUAACUUACGGCGGUGCAAUGGAUACCAGCGUACAACAGAAUGCCAACUACGGACCGGGUGGACGCCUGUUUGCUUCCACGCCGUACUCGACACCUAGCCGUGGUAUGGUGUCGCCGGUACUUCAACAACAAAGGCAACAUACGUCCGUGUACGGUGGUUCAGCCCCAGCAUCGAAUGUAAACAACAACAACAAUGAAACGGUCGAUCCGACGCUGUUCCAUUACUCUGCGAAACAUGCCGGAUUGUAUUUGUAUAUGAGUCGAAUUCUGCGCUGCAUUUGGCGCAAAUUUUGUGUGGACGAACGCCUCUACUCGACAGUCUCGCAGCAGGAUUGUGUGGUGCUGCUAGAGGAUCUAUACGCCAUCCGACGGUUCCUGGAGAAUGUGACGGUAAACAAUUUGCUCGGAUACACCGGUGGUCGAAGCAAUGGUACGUCCGUAAAGCCUAACAUUGGGAGCCUUGGAUCGGGUACUACGUUCGCCCACGGACAAUCUGGACUGUUGCUAAGCGGUGCAGCUGAACGCGGUGGAUACGGUGGUAGUUUAUUAUCUUCCCAGCCAGGAUACAGCAUAAGCGGUGCUGCUGGUGGUUACGGAUAUCCUCAGGGCAAUAUUGUUCUAGCGCAGAAAAACUGCACCGAAGAAGCGUUGGUUGAGGAAAAAAAAUCCCUGGAAGCUUUAGUGCGAUUAAUAAAACAAGCGUGCGAAGUGGUUGGCCUAUGGAAGGUCAUCUGCGAACACCAGUGCCAUCUGUUGGUGGGGAAGCUAACGAAGGAAGAGCAAAGCGUGCUGCAGUCGUGCACGUUCAGCGAUUUGAUUUUGGCGCGCUUCGACGUUUGCGGACUGUUGAUAGUGACGCUGAUUAAUUCAUAUCUCGCCGACAACGCAAGUGUCGGUUCGAUUUCGUCCAAGCUGCGCGAAGUGUGCCCAACACUGUACCGCCAGGAGGAUGCCGUUUCACACAAGGCCACGGAAAUAUUGCUCCUUUCGCGCGGAUGCAACGAUCGCGAUAAGAAGGACGAACGCUUGCGUACGGCACUGCAGCUGUGUAAAAGUGCUGCACCGAAUUUGCCACUUGCGGCCCUGUGUCAGCAGUUUGUUUCGGCCGGGUUUUACAGCGGUGUAAUCGAGCUCUGUACGGUGUGUGCUGCGAAAAGUGAUCCAAACGAGGCCGGUUUGCUCUUCUACCGCAACAAUGAAGCGAUGGACAAUCAGGAAGGUUUCAUCGCUUUUCAGAACAGAAUGAACUGGUACAAGGAGGUAAAGGUGAUGCUGGAUUAUGUGUACGAUGCGGCGGGGAAUAGUGGACAGCAACCGAAACCCGAUAGCAUCUAUCCGUCGUUGGAUGACGAUGAGCUGCAGGAGCGUGUGACGGGCAAUCAAGAGGUGUUGAACAUCAUUGGCCACGCACUGCUGAGCACUGACCAGCUGCUACACAUUGCCGUCUAUGAGUGGCUGCUGUCGAAGAACUUGUUUGCGGAGCUGCUUGAAAUUACCGAACCAUCGCUCGGUGUGUUCCUUAGCCGCGCAAUGAUACGUACGCCGGAAAAUCUGGUGCUGGCCGAUCUGCUCUGGAAGUAUCACGAGCGCAAUGGACAGCAUGCGGCGGCAGCCAAAAUUCUGGACAAGCUCGCUAACGUGGCGAGCGAUAGUAUCAACCUGCAGCAGCGCAUUGAGUAUCUGGCCCGGGCCGUAAUGUGCAUGCGGUCGGAAUCGGUCGGAUUUUCCGCGCACAAUGGCGUUCUGUUGAAGGACCUGGAAGAUAAGCUGGAGGUGGCGCAAAUUCAGCGCCAGGUGUACGAUGCACUUGCGCUGUUGACGCAGCACAGCGAGGAACGGUACGACGCACUGAAGCUGCUCGAUUCCAAUCUGUACAAUUUGACCCAGCUGUACUCAGACUUUGCGGAACAGUACGAGCUGUGGGAGUGCAAGCUAACGAUACUGAACUGUUCGCACCACAACGAUCCACUGCUGAUCGAAUCGGUGUGGACGCACAUUUUGGACCGGGAGUUGCAGGGGCGCGAAAGUUGCGCCGAACGCUGCCGACGUUUGUUGGCCAAAGUCAAGAGCUUGGCACUCGAGUACGACAGCUCCGGUUGCUGUUUUCCGCUUGCGUUUAUAGUGCGCGAAGUAGAGAUCCGUUGCUUCCGGCUCGGCAUGUACAAUUCGCCCGUCCCGGAUGCAUUGAUCGAGAUGAAUUUGGACAUCGAGGAGCUGUUGAACAUUUACUCACGUCUCGUGUCGAUGAACGAACGCAUCUGGGUUACGGAGGAUGACGAGCUGUAUCUGAUCCGGUCGACCUCCGUGCUGUUAUCGCUGAUCGUUAAUCAACCGAAGCUGAUACCGUUUAAGGAUCGUCGAAAGGUGAUGUCGAAAUCGCAGGAUCUCAUUUCGGCGGCACUGAACAUUCUCUACACCAAACCGGACACGCAACCGUUAAUCGAUGUUUUCCGCGACACACAAUCGAAACUGCAGCGAAUUUUGUAAACAAAAAAAGAGAUGCAAAGAAAAGACUAGACAUGAAAAAGACGAGUAGUUAGUGUAUGAUCGCC
Messenger RNA from Anopheles funestus (African malaria mosquito), 4820 nucleotides. It is a transcript of the gene Nup154, whose product is annotated as nuclear pore complex protein Nup154. The record is from RefSeq and is a predicted model, not a curated record. Gene Ontology annotation, cellular component: nuclear pore inner ring; nuclear pore. Lineage: Eukaryota; Metazoa; Arthropoda; Insecta; Diptera; Culicidae. Gene Ontology annotation, biological process: transcription-dependent tethering of RNA polymerase II gene DNA at nuclear periphery; RNA export from nucleus; protein localization to nuclear inner membrane. Gene Ontology annotation, molecular function: structural constituent of nuclear pore. The transcript is spliced from 6 exons. The coding region runs from base 208 to 4755 and encodes 1515 amino acids.